AUGGGGAGAAAAAAAGCUAGGUAUUAUAGAUACUAGGGGAUACACUAUGAGACAUAAACUGAGUUAGUUCUUUUCCAUGAGAGGAUUUAGUUCCAGUUCAGUGUUGGUCAGUCGUGUUUCAGUGUGCCCCAUGUAGUUGUGUCCAACGUGGGUUUCCAAGAUGAGCUGCUCAAAGACUGUGGAUGUGUUAUGUGGAAGGGAGUGAGAUGUGCUCUGGUGAAGAUGGACGCGGUGGUAAGAAGGGCAGGAGUAACUUGUUCCAUCCUGUAUAGCCAUGCUAGACCGAAGUCCACAUGACCCAAUAUCUUCUAUAUCUUUCAGCUCAUCUCUUGUCAGAUGGUGGAAGUUUCUGUGGAAAUGAGCAGCAAUGACCUUUCAGCCACAAACUUCAGAAUUUGUGUUUAGGGUGGAGCAAGCAGUGGGACUUUCCAAGGACACUGUAACCUCUGUUCACUUGCAGGCUGGGAUUCAGAAUGGAAUUCAGAUGGAUUUUUAGGAGCAAAACUUAGAAAAGGUGGCUCGUGUGGCUUCUGUACUAGUUGAACUCUAGGAGCAGUUUAGCUCCAUAGUGUGGGAGAGAGUUUUAGGAUGAUAAGGUCAAGGGGCCUGAACUGGUUCCAUGAUGGACCAUGUGAGGUUUCUUUGUACUCUAAACUUCAACAAACUGCAGAACAUGACAUUUGGUUAUACUCAGUGCUGGUACAGACUUGUCAGACUAGAUGCAUGUUGGUUUUAUGAAAUACACGUUGGCAUUUCCAUUAGCCAGGUAAAACUAUUAUGUGGCCAGGAUAUGUUUUCUCCUUUCUCCUGUCCCACCACUGUUCAAAACAGUAGGUUGUCCUCAUCCUAAACCUCUUUGGCAGGGAAAGGUCUUUAGUUUUGAAGACUGAAGAUGAAAAUCUUAUUUAUGAACUGAAAAAGCUUCUAUCAACCAAACAAAGUUCUGGAGCAGACCCGUAAGUGGUAGGAAGAAAAGCCCCCAAAUCAACUUUGAACAUGAAUCCACUCUGUAAUGUUUACCUUCCAUGAACUGGUUGAAUGUAAUAAAGAUAUUUAAUUCAAAGACCGUGAAGGUCCUUUUCAGGUUUAUACUCUUAUUCCAUUUUCUUUCCUAUAAAUAAGUGGGAAGUUGAUGGCAAGAUCCAAAUAUCUCAUUGAGGACCAUAGCAUUGAAGAUUCUGUCCAUUCUAUAAAAUUUCUUGUGUAAGAAAUUGUUCCACUGAGCUACAUUUAAAGAAAUAAUAUAUACUAAAUGUCUGACAGUCUUUGAGCGUCUGGGGUUUUAGUAAUGACACGAGCUUUAAUGUACACGCUUCAGAAACUUGCAUUGCUGCACUGUUUGAACCCAGGAUGGAAAGGAAUGGAAGUCACGAGUGAACUUCAAAGCAAAAGAUGUUUUUUCUUUUGAAAGUACUUCUGGAAAGACCUUUCCAGGAAGGAAAGAAAAAGUACUUUUGGAUUGCAGGUGCUUCUGAAUUCCUAUAAUAAAUAAAAACAUAUUUUCAGGAGUUGAAAGUGACCAUCCAGUACCUUAGAUACUUGAGGUGAUCUGAGUGAGUAGAGGUGAAGCAAGAUGAGAAGAAUAUGGGUGAGUUAGAACAAGGUUAAAAUUUCAUGGUUACUUUCUUUAAAGAUGUGUGCACCAACUUGGGUAAUAUGACAGAAAUAGGUGACUGAAAAUGUGCUCGCAAAUGAGUUUGAGAGGUCUUGUGUGUGGGAGAAGUGAAGAAAGCUGCUGCAUGGGUACGUGUGUUCUAGUUUUUCAGCUAAAACAGUGUGAAAAGAGCUUAAAGUAGUUUUAUGUAGCUAUUGUUUUACAUUCCACUGAGUAAUAUGAAAACAAAGAGUGAUUCUUAAGUAUUUUACUUCCCCUUUCCUACUAAAAAUGCUGGGGGAAAUCAGAAUAGCGGAUGGAAAGUGUCAUAUUUGAAUAUUGCUUUCACUUCUCCUUGACGUGUGCUAUCUUUAAAGGCCAAAUGGGGAGGGAAGUGCCGCUCCAGUCAAGCACCACAAUGUGAAUGUGGACCUAGUGUUAAAACAUUUGUAUCCACGUCCAGCUGUAUCCAUGUAUAACGCUUAUUAGAGAUAAUUAGUAGGAAACUGUUGUUAAAGUUGCUGUCAAACCAUAAUUGUAGCCCAGAAGGUUGGAUGUUAAUCUGGUGCUAGAUUAUUUUCUCUCUGCAGUGUGUACUUUUUUCCAAGGAAUGCAAGUGUGAUUCACAGACUGGAUGAUCUGUUGAUAAGUUAGAGACUGUUCUGUCAGAAAGCUCUAAUAAAUCAGUUUUGAUGCUUUAUUCAGGAGAUAUGUGGAGGGUUGGGGAAUACUCUUAAUUGAGUGAAGGAAAGGUCUUGGUAGCUGGUAACUAAGGACUCAUUCCUUGUUAAUGAAGAGACGCUGCUCUGCCCUUGAAUUGUCAUCCAGUAACAUGAUAAACAUUCAUAUGCUUCAGGUUAUUAAUCUGUGGCUGCUGUUUGCUUGUGUAACUUGGUGCAUGCCUAAAAUCAAGUGAUUCUUUAAAGUCAGAAGUGCCUUUGCUUUGAUUUUUGUUGAUGCUUUAUUCCAUAAGGACCUGUUUACUUUUUUGGGUCCUUCCUUCUUAGCAUCAUCCUGUUUUCCAUUGCUUAAUUGGUAUUCCCAGGUCAUUCCCACAGCUAAUAUGGACUAAACCUCUCUUGCCCAAGGUGACAUUAAGAGGCUUAAGGGACUUCUCUGAGCUGCUAUAGUGCAUUAUUAAUGGGGUAGAACUUGUGCCCUGAUCUUUUCUACCCAUGGCAUAGUUCGCAUGUUGUAUGGAAGAAGCAGUUACAGUUUUGGUCUUUCAUCUUGCAAGUGAGUAAAUAUUUAGAUGAACUGGGAGGAAAACGUCAAUAAGGAAAGAUGCUAUUUGUAGCUGCUGUGCCUUAAAGGUCUUGGUUAAAGAUGGACAGACUGUGUAUGUAGUUCCUUGUUAUUUGUAUCUUAUAUAAACAGCUAGCAAGAGGAGCUUUGUCUGGCAAGUGGUCAGUGCUUGUAAGAUUUUCUUAAGCCCAGUUUAGAACAAUAUUUUAGGGUGUGCUGACAGUUAUUUUUCAGAGUUAAGGUGUUUGCCAGCUUGCUUGAUCUGUCACUCUUGGUGUGGUAGUGACCAUAACCAAACACAGCUGUUCAAACCAUGCACAGAAAGAACUUGAUUUGCUUAAGUCACUGCAUGGGCUUAUGAUUUUGCUUUUGAAUCUGCUAAUGUUACAUUUUAAGUAAAUUCUAUGUUUUGAGACUUGUUCUGUUGCGCCUAACCAGCUGUUUGUAUCCUAAGACUGAGUACUGCUGUCUUCCGUACCUGUUCCUACAUUAUGUUUUAAAUGAUGAGCUCUUUCAGUCUUUCUGCAGAGGUGAGCACGAGUUUUGGAUGUGGAAAGAAGGAUGAGGAUGCAGAAGAUUAGUGAAGAGUUUGAACACUGUGGGCUUGUGUUGAAUAUCAGUUUUGAUCUUGACUGUUUAGUUGGUUCUGAGCUCUAAUAAAGCAGUGUAGAUUUUCUGUAGGUGUACUUCUGUGCAUAAAGAGAUUUCUUGCUCCUGUUGAACAGUUACCAGCUGUUUACAUCAUUACUCUGAGGUUGAACUUGAGUUCUGAGUUGCUCCCUAGUGUAAAUUCAGUCAUUUAAAGAGGAAAGAGUUUAGUGGGGUAGGUAGUAAGAAAGGAUACAAAGGAGGAUAGAUCAAAGGACUUCGCCACCUAUUAAGAGUAAUAUGUAUCUAUCUUUAAUUUUUUUCAGUGAUUAUGCAAUUAGCUAUCUUCAUUAUUUUCUGAUACUAGUGCUGUCAUUUUAAUUAGCAUUAAAGGAGCAGGUUGUGCUAUGGACUGACAUACUUUGUUAGAUAUAACAUGGACUUCACAUAUUGCAUUAUUUAGCUUUGGGUUGAGCUAAGAGAAGACUCAGUAGCUGGAGAAUAUUUAUACCUCUGCAUGGGCCAUGUCAAAUAUAGGGAUGCUCCUUGUUUUUCCUCUGUCACUUUCUCCCUGUAUGAAUUAGGGAAGACUCCAUGUCUUUUGGACCACAUAAUCCAUUUGCUGACUGUCCUUGUUGAAACUCUCAAUGCAAUACAGGGGUAGUUGUGGUGGAGUAUGAAUGAUUAGGAAACCUGUAUUGAGCCUUAAUGUGUUCAAGUGAAGGUUUCACAGGUGUUUUCUGUCUAAAGUGAACCUUUCAAAAGCCUUUCAGAUGCUCAUAAGUGUAAUGGAAAGGAAGUACGUUGAUUUAAGGAACUGUAAAGUAAAAUCCACAAUUGCACGUCUGUGAAAACUUCAAGCCCAUGUUUGACUUUUCUUGUGGUCAUUUAUUCUGGGUAAAUCACACUGCACAGAUUCAAUGUGUCUCGUUCUUUGCAUCAAAUCUUUAGCAGUGUGAGGAAAUAAAGUGUUAUAUGUAUCUAUGUUGCAUCUUCACAGGAAAAAAAUGCAGUUACAUUCUUACUGUGCAUCUUCGAACUGGUACCAGAAAGUAGCUGAGCCUUAGAAAGGGAAAUUAAUUCCUGAACUGCUGUUAAAUCCCAUCCCUUGACAUAAGGAAACUGAGAUAUGAAGAGGGGCAAAAUUAUGAGGAGAUCCACAAGCAAUUAAUUGAACUGAUGGUGGCUGUGUGGCUUUGAUGGUCUUGCUGUCUUCACAUAAAUUCCUUAUGCGCCGGCUUCGUCAUCUUCGGAAUAUCGCUGCCCGUAACAUAAUCAAUAAGAAUGGUUAUCGCCUCUUGGAUACAUACUUCACUCUUCACUUGUGCGAUAAUGCCAAGAUAUACAAAGAAUUUUAUAAGAGCGAGGUGAUCAAGAAUUCUCUGAAUCCGACAUGGAGGAGUCUGGACUUUGGAAUAAUGCCUGAUCGUCUUGAUACCUCUGUCUCUUGUUUUGUCGUGAGGAUCUGGGGUGGCAAGAAGGAGCAUUUUCAGCUUCUGAUCGAAUGGAAGGUCAACCUAGAUGGGUUAAAGUACUUGGGCCAGCAGAUACACGCAAGGAACCCAAAUGAGAUUAUUUUUGGCCUCAAUGAUGGUUAUUACGGAGCUUCAUUUGAACAGAAGGAUCACUCAGGUACCCUGAAGAACAGUCUUCUCCAGGUGGAUCAGAACUGUGUUCGUAACUCUUACGAUGUCUUCUCUUUGCUUAGGCUUCACAGAGCCCAGUGUGCAAUUAAACAGACUCAGGUAACUGUUCAGAAGAUAGGAAGGGAGAUUGAAGAAAAGCUGAGAUGUACAUCUACAAGCAACGAACUGAAAAAGGAGAGUGAAUGUUUACAGCUGAAGAUCCUGGUGCUACGUAAUGAACUGGAGAGGCAGAAGAAGGCCCUUGGUCAAGAAGUAGCCUUGUUACAUAAGGAAAAGAAUACUUUGCAUGACAGAGAAAAUGCAUUUGAGAGUGAAUACCAGAAGCUUCAAGAGCAUAACGAAUCGCUGCAUGAAUUAAGAAAGGAAUGCACUGCUAAGAGAGAACUGUUUUUGAAGACAAAUGCCCAGCAGACCAUUCGAUGCAAGCAGUUGCUGUCGGAGCUAUCCUAUAUCUACCCUAUUGAUCUGAAUGAUCAAAAGGAUUACUUUGUUUGUGGAGUCAAGCUUCCUAAUUCUGAAGACUUUCAAGCAAAAGAUGACGGAAGCAUCGCCGUUGCCCUGGGCUACACUGCUCACUUGGUUUCCAUGAUCUCCUACUUCUUACAAGUGCCACUCAGGUAUCCGAUAAUUCACAAGGGCUCCCGCUCUACGAUCAAAGACAAUAUCAACGACAAACUGACGGAGAAAGAGCGAGAAUUUCCUUUAUAUCCAAAAGGAGGGGAGAAGCUUCAGUUUGAAUACGGAGUAUAUCUUCUCAACAAAAAUAUAGCACAGCUUAGAUAUCAGCACGGCCUGAGUACUCCAGAUCUAAGGCAAACUCUUCCCAACCUGAAAAACUUCAUGGAGCUUGGGCUUAUGGUUAGAUGCGAUCGACACCACACAUCCAGCGCAAUUCCCGUUCCAAAGAGACAGAGCUCGAGCUUCGGCAGAUUGGAUGUCGGCUUUUCCAGUGGCCUCCCUUCUCCGGAUAAAGGACUCCGAAAACGUGCCAGCACGGGAAACGAAAGACUCGAGUACAAAACUCCUCCUCCUAGUUACAACUCCGCUUUAACGCAGCCUGUUGCCAUCACAACCCGUGUCGGAGAGGUGGAUAAAAAACCCGCGCCGAUAUCGUCCUCAUUGGAUACCUCUAUGGACUCCUCGAAAGGAAACGCCAAGAAAGGCAGCGAGGACUUGUGCGGGAGUUUAAAUGGAGAAAACGGGAGCUUAAGCAACACCCAAGACCGGCAGGAGUCUUUCCUGGGACAUACGAGUGCAAUAAACGGUGAGUGCUCCGGAACAGCGAGCGCCGAGCAACCCUGCGAGUUCCGUCCCUCCCUCGGGCCCGUCCUUUGCUGCACCGUGGAGCAAGCGGAGGAGAUCAUGGGGAUGGAAGCGACGGGCUUCAGCGCGGGAGAUCAACUCGAAGACUUUAAUUCCAUCCCGGUGGAACACGCCGUGGCGGUGGAGUGUGACGAACAAGUCCUAGGGGAGUUCGAGGAGUUCUCCCGAAGGAUCUAUGCACUGAACGAAAACAUGUCCAGCUUCCGCAGGCCGCGUAAAAGUUCGGACAAGUGAGACAUUGAGGAGAAAUGGGUGAUCUGGAAUAGAGAUAAAAUUGCACUUAUUCUUUAUAUUAAUUAUAUAUAUUAAAAAAAAAAGCUAAAGCUAUUCCUAUGGUGUUAAACAAAUGGACUUGAGCACGGUAACACAGGAUUAUGGUAUAUUCACAGCCCAGGUAAAUUUUGAUUCUGCUUCCAGUCCUCUUAUGUUUGGUAUUUAUAAUCUCUCAGAAAUUGGUUUUGGAAUCCAUUUAUAAAAGACUUUCCGGGAAACACCUUCUAGUGCUGAUCAGGUGAUAAGGCCCCCCUAUGAAUUAAUUUCUUAAUUAUUAUUUAGAGUUAAAUUUAUUUUAAUCUUCUCAGAAGAAAGAAAAAGUUAAUUUAAAAAUACAUUUAUGGUAAGAGUUCUUUCCCUUCUCCCAUGUACUCCUGUGUUUGUUUGAGCAAUGUAGUCAGCGUUACAGAAAUACCAUGAAUUUGUUAUAGUUGGAGAGUUUUCUCUCGGCUACUCUCUGUAGCUUUUCAAGUUCUAGUUUCACUGAUGGGUCUUCAGUUGGUGUAAACGUGCCAGAGAAUGAGCAGUUUCCUUAAUUAAUGAGAAAAUACCUUUCUUCUCCCUCCAUACUCACUGUUCCUAUUAAGGAACUAAAAUUGCCUCUUUAGGUUUUGCAUAAAAAUCUCAGCCUGACCAUUCCCCACUUGUUGGGCACAAACCUCAUUAGUAGAGACCUAACGAAUUCACUACCCAAGCGGGGUUCAGCUGCCACCUCCCAAUGUGUCUUAAUGGGGACAACGUCUCCCUAAAAACCCAGCCUGAAAGCGCAGUUUACGCUUUGGAAUUAGGCGAAUCUGUGGGAAUCACUUCCCCCUCUGUCAAGCAGAGGCACCUGGCAUUAUUAAUCUAAAUUAAUAUCAUUUUAAUCAUCUGUACAUUGAAGGAAGAGCGACUGGCAGUUCACUGAGGGUGCGUAUUCGGCUGCACCAAUGGGAAAGCAAUUUACAGCCUGUGUUGUGAUUCCUGGUAUUUGUUUCAGUUUGGAUUGCAUUGCUCUUGCUUUCUAUAUUUUAUACCCACGAAUUCGGGCUCGGUCAUGAGCUCUGAAAUAUAAAAAUAUAUAGCAGAAUAAAAAAAAACCCACUUCAUCAUGCCUGGCUUUUUAUUUUUCCUCCCUGGUCUAUGCUUUUAUUUUGAACCAAUGACCUAGUCUUUUUUUCCUAACUUCACCAUAAGGCUAAGCCUAAAUUAACUUUUUAAACCGUGGUUAUGUGUAAUCUCAGCUAUCAAAAUGAGGCGUGUAUGCGAGAACCAGUAUGCAUAACAGCACUGUGCUAGAAUACGCAUUUUUUCCAGGUAACACCUUAAUGAUUGUAUUAAAAUUAUAUUCACGUUUCUUCUGUUCGCUUUUAACCUGUCUACAGUCAAGUUGUGGGAUCGAGCUUCUCUACAGCCUUUCACUAUUUUUGGUCUGUCCCAGGACGAUGUAUUAGAUGGAAACACUUGGAAGCGGAGAUCUCAAUUCUAUAAGGUGUAUUGAACAUGAUUCCAGGUGCUAAAUUGGGCACGUUCAGGAGGAUCUUCUCACCUGAAUAAGCUCCUCUGUUCCAACCUCAUCAAAAGUUUCCCUAAAGGAAAUGCUGCAGCAUCUUUUGAGAAGAGAUAGGUAGGAAAUUAUCGCUGUGUUUUGGCGUAGAAAGCGAAAAAUGAACACCUCAAAGUACAAGCGUUUAUUAAUAAAGUAAGCAUAAGGUGCUCUAUCUUACCGCCUUCUGAUAGCGUCAUUUUAGGUGAAAUUAGGGCACGUUGUGCACCCCGCGGCAUGGGCUCUGGCACGUUGAAGCAAUGCAGACCUGUUGGUAGAAAAUCUCCUUUUCUAUAACAGAAAAGCAUUAGUUUGUGUGCGGUGGUGACUUUUCAAAGCAACCCAAAGAGUAGCUGCGAAAUCGCUGUGUUCCGUAGAGCAAACACGGAGCGUCUCGGUGCAAUUACGCGACACAUUAAAUUAGGUUUGUAGAGCAUCAGCGGGAUUUUGGAUUAUUGUUUUUCACUCGUUGCACGUUUUCUCAGGUUGCACCCGACCAAAUGAACUCUGGUUUUCCUCCCUGAUGUGUUGCUGCUCCUGUUUGAUCCCCGUACUUGUCGAUGUGUCAAACACGAUGUUUGGUUUCUGCAUCCGUCGCACAAAGCUGCUUUGAUGGCCUUUCUAUGGAUGUAUCUUUAGGAGGCCUUAAAUUGUCCCCGAGUUUCUCUUCCCCGGUGAAGAGGGACGGCAUCAUAGGGCUAAUUAAACCAUUGACAAACUCAUUGCUGUGAGGAUUGUACAGACUGCAGCCACAUCAUGGCUUUCAUUUUUGUGAUUAUUAUCUUUUCCCCCCUGUAAAUUACUUUGAAAAUAGCGUAGCGGGAGAGAAACAAAUAGUAGGUUUGAAGGUGAGAUGAUAAAUCACAGCUUGCUUUAAACUGUCAAGAGCCUUUCAGUUCCUGCACAGCUGUGACACUGUUAAAUGUCUGCAAAUGUCUUCGAGCGCGGAAAACAUUUCAUUGCAAUCUUUUCCCCUCACUAGGAAUUCCUAAGAUUGUUGAGUAUAUUAGUUUUGGAAGAUCGUAUCCCACGAUAUUUUUGUAGCGAGCACAACAGCAUUGGCUUAUCCUUGCUUGGCCAGGUAUUUAAAAUAAGCGAAACCAGAAUAUCCCAUAGUAAAUGACACGUUAAAACUAUGUUGGUAAUUGCGGGAAAGCUCAUCUGUAUUUAUAAAAUAAAACUGAUUAGUUAUCUCUCAA
Columba livia (rock pigeon) is the source of this 9393-nucleotide messenger RNA. RefSeq names its product UV radiation resistance associated (gene UVRAG). NCBI's taxonomy places the organism in Eukaryota, Metazoa, Chordata, Aves, Columbiformes, Columbidae. Gene Ontology annotation, biological process: SNARE complex assembly. The coding region runs from base 4627 to 6630 and encodes 667 amino acids. The transcript has 15 exons. Gene Ontology annotation, molecular function: SNARE binding. The record is from RefSeq and is a predicted model, not a curated record. Gene Ontology annotation, cellular component: lytic vacuole; endosome.